CGAAAGAGCAGCGAAGCUUGGAGGGUAAUCAAUUGAGUCAUUGACUCAGUAUUAAAUCGCAGAACUUAGAGGAAGCGAAGCAGCAAUCUUUCGGCGGAAUCAGCUCUUGGAGGCAAGCCUAGUAACUAUUUAUGUUUAGAAGACGGAUAGAGCCAGCAUAUUCCACGAAACAGGAAAAGGAAAAGGUAUCACGCUCGAUUUAGAGAUAUAUAUUUCUGAUGAACUCAUCGUGUUUUGAAAUCUUAGAGUAGUAACAUAGGCAUCCGACGUUUUAUUUGCUGCAAUCUUUUCUUAAAGACACUUCGUUUUUUAAAAGAAAAAUUAUUACACAGCAUCUUAAAAUUGAAUCCCCACGACGCGACUCUUUUCAAAAUUCCUAAUAAGUAUGCACUUUGGCUCUUAGCUGAUUCGAAUGAAGAUUAUGUCGUAUUGCAUUUAAGAAGAUCUGACACGUCGUAAGAAUCAUAGAGGAAUAGACAGAAGUCUGGACAUGUAGCAAGCUAAAAAGAACUAAAAACAAUAAGCUGUUCUGUCAAUCGAAUACAAGUUAUUAAAAGCGAGAGUAAAUUUGUACCAUUUUUUCCACCACAACGCAGAUGACAAUGCAAAUUCAGUUAAGAUGCAACGAUUAUAAGACGAGGUUUUGUGUUGUCAAUAAAUCUAAUGCUGAGAGAAACGCUCUAGAAAAUAUUCAUAAUGCGUGGCAAAGUUUUCAGUGCAAAAUUCUCCUAAAGCGCUUAACAUUAACAAGGAACAAGCAUCAUUAUUGCUUAGAAACGUGGACAACUGAUGAAAUCAAUAAAUGUAGAUGAAAUGUUACUAAACCCGCUGACGCACACAUACUUAAGGAAAUACAGUCAACUCUUAAACUGAAACACCGAUAACUGUAAGUUGAACGUUCAUUAUCGUUUCAAAGAACUUGGCAGCAAAGAACUGUUCCUCGCCCGGGCAGACUACAUAUCAUUUACCUAUGGCCAUAGGGUUAAAAGAUGUUUUUCUCCAUUCAGGCAAAAGAACUCGAGAAAACAUACUGAAACCAAUUUACAACACACACCUUCAAAACGUUCUUCGGUUUGUUUGUAUCAAUAACGUUUCGCUCAGCUGGUUUCAAUUCUAUCUAAGCUCGCUGUUUUGAAUAGCCAUUAUAUCGAACUAUUGUUUCAAGCUCAAAAAUCCUGCUAUUGCAAAAUUAAAACACAGCUUUACAAAAGCUAUCAGGUUUAAUAUAAUGGGUCACUAAUGACACACCAGCGUUGCCCUAAUUACAAAUCCUACAAUUUGAAUCGCCGUGUUUGACACGAGAAAGUAAAUGACAAUUUUUCACAACGAUACAGCCUAUGUUUAAGACCAGAAGUGAUCUUCUUUGAAGCGAAUAGACAUCACAACAUUUUUUCCUCGCUGCCUUUCCGGUUUGUGCAAGAUUCUUUGUUUGUAUAACGGCGGUGGAAUUCUGGGCUCUUGAGCGGCUUAGCCAAAGUUCGAAUCUACAAUUUAAGUCGCCCUUUUAACACAGCUAUAUGCACAACCACAAGCGAAGUGAGAUCUAUGCAAAAGACAGAAAAUUACUUACGGUCUGCCACAUGUAUGUAGAGACGUUUGCAUCGAUAUGCAAAUGAAACUAACAGCUAGCUAUAAACGUUAAAUGUGCUCUUAAGUUUGCAGUAAACAAUUUAAUGGUGUGCUAAUGCCUUCCUCUUUCACAGGAACUUAAAGAAAAACAUCUCGGCAAAGCGACGGAACAGCAGCUAAUUAAGACCCUGAGAUUCUACACUUAAGCCUUGAAGUAGAAACAGUCUCGAAGCAAACAACAGCAAUCAUGGAUACCUUACAGCAAAGGUGAGUAAAGUAUUAUGGCAAAGGCCACUUUUACAAGCCACCUCUAUUUAAUAUAUACACGAUACACGAUUCAGGUGAUCUUUAUAAGAUGUUCAUAUUCUCUGACUACAUUCCCUUUAAAGCGACCAUAUUCUUAACUUCCACGCAACGUCUUCCACGAGAGCGUUAGGACUGUUAGCUCGCAGGUCUUGAUUCUUCUCAUAAUAGCCUGACCUUUGAAUGAAAUGACUAUUUAUUUGGCGGGUUUUCCCGCGAGUCUCAAUACGAGACCAUCGAAGUCUCAAGACACGAUCAUGAUAGAGUGGGCAGUGCAGAGUGGGGUUACUCGUCAGCUCGUAGCUCACACCAUCGUCUUUAGCAUGCGACGCUAGCUUUUUUCAAACGCAACUCUUUGGAAUAAUGUUUUGGAAAAAAUAAUAUCCCAAAGCCCCUCGACAUAACUUUAAUAACGAACAUCAAUAUAACGAAGUCUUCGGUAUAACAAACGAUUUUCUUUACCACAGUAAUAGCAAAAUAUAUGAAAAAGAACCUCGAUAAAACGAAACCUCGUUACAGCUAACAAAUUUUGUCAGUCCGUUGGCCGUUCCUUAUAGAGAGGUUCCACCGUACAAAGCACACACGCGAAACAUUACAUGACCACCAAGUACACCUUUCCAUAAUUUGUAUCUAGAUUGCGUAACAGGUGUUGAGAGGAGCGGAGGGCGGAGGAAACCACGCGCGCGUCCACGUCCCACCAAUUUUUUUGCGCGUCGUGCUUCUCAAGCGUCUCUGGCUAAGGCUAAUCAAGGCGUUUAGGUACUGGGUUUGAUUGAAGUGUACUCUCUUAUUGGUCGAGGAAGUGGCGAGUCAAUCACAAAGCGAACUGAACAAUCUAAAACCAAAGAACAUGCAAACAGCUCUUUAGGCACUAAAUUGUUCUUGUGACUUUCUAAAUGCUAUAAGGUCAGGUAUAUUCUUCCCUCUUUUGGCAUCUUAAAAGAGAGACCGGAGAUAUGAUUUUGAGUGUCAGGGACGAAGUUAAUUAAGUAACGUGCCAUUACUGACUUGACGAUGAUUUUCUAAAGUCUGUACGACGAAUCAAACUUCGAAAGUUCGCCACGUGUAGGGGAUACGGAUUCCAGAGUGGGGGAAAUUUUCGCUGGUGGAAUCCGGAAUCCUGGGCUUUGGAUUCCGGAAUACAGCUCAAGGAAUCCGGAAUCCCACUAACGAAUGGAAUCCAGAAUCAAAGACUCUUUUGGAUUCCCUCACUUGAGUCAAAAAAAUGUCGGACCAUCGUACCAAUCUUUUUUUCUAUCACCAGCCGCUGUUUGGAAAAUGCGCCCGCGCUCCUCCGUCCGCGCUCAAUCGUACAGUUUUAGACUCGUUUCCUUUACUUUAUGGCACUUUAAUCUCUUUUCAUCAUAAAAAGGAAAAAACAUGAGUAUUUUAAAUUGAGGUUUAAAAGCCACCUCCAGUUGUUGCUUCAUUUUACAGUUGUGCUUUCAGACUGCGUAGGCACUGAGUUUAACAGUUUAACGAUUUAAAAUUUUGUCUUACGCGCUUAGUACUUUCCUCAACGUAGUUCCCUUUGUUUCAAAAAAAUUUCAUGACAGAAAAAAAAAUACAGACGACUAGCUCCUAGAAAUUCUCCUUAUUCAUUUAUCCAUAGAAAGUUAUGAAAAAAUAAUUCAUGCACACGAAUUGAUCGGCUUGUUGUUUUACCUAUUAAGCUAUUUGGCCACGGUGGAAGUCAAACUCCCUCGAACCGGAGGUACAAUAACUAGCCGUUUGUAACUCUUUGUCUUCGAAAGAAGAAUGUUUAUACAUUAAACGCUUGUGCGUUAAAAUUAACACGAAUAAAAUUGAUGUUUUCUUUCCUCGCGGUAAUAAUUUCUGACGUAUAAAUUACGCACUAAUUUUAUACGCGCGUUAUAAUGCACAGUUAAAACAUUCUUUCAUUUAGGCACGCUUGCAAUAGGCCUGACAAAUACCGCUCGGAAUUAGGAAUUAUGAAUGAUUUACAGGGCUUAGAAGAUAUUAUUUACAUUUGCUCAUAUCCUAAUACGAAACGUGGGUUGGAGUUUGAAAGAAAUAUACUUAAUAUGCAAAGAAAACAUCCUCAUUAUAAGGAGCAGGUGCAAUCUAGGAGAGUGUGAAGUUUAUUUGACAUCCAAAUUCAAGACUUUCAAACUAUAAUUGACUUUCACAAAACAAAGCAGGCAGAGUGACUUCGUCGGAUUAAGCUUCACUGGGUACAGUACCGUGAAUUCAACUAGGAAUUUUUCAGUAAGUAAGUCCUCUCACACAUUUUCUGUUCUCAAGCUUUAGUUUGCUUUCACUUUUCUGAACGACAAACAUUUCUUAACACAGACACUUAAGCCGGAAUGAGCUAAAUAUAACCUUUAAAAUUUCAGUCUUCUCGGCAAUCAGUUUGCUUGCAUGAAUUCAGUUUAGUCCACUUUUGCCUCAAAUCUCGAUUCGACUGCAGAAGAUACAUUUUUGUGAAUAAUUUCUGUUUUAUACAAAAUCGGAAUCAUUCCAUUGAGUUUACCCAGAACAAUCAAGGGAGAAUCUCAACUCGAAGAACUCUGAAUUCAAUUCAUUUCUGUAUGUAGCUCGACGAAAUUUACCCUCAGGUCGAAAAACCAGACCCUUCACUUUAAAUUUGCCGUCCAUCUUUCCAUCCGUGAUUCAUUCAUGUUUGCGCCUCGUUAAGUGAAAUGUUUCAACAUUAAGAUUUUCCGCACCAAUUUUCAUUCACUCCAUUAAAUUUUUCAAUAAUUGCACUGAGAGAUAUCAUAACGAAGUACAACCUGAAAACGGCAUAUCUCAACCAUCUUUACACUGACACUAACAAACAAUGCAGUACCUGACAACUACUGUUUACCUUUAAACGAUUAAAGAGAUUAUACAGUAAAGAUUUUCAAGUACAAGGUUUAAUGAACUUCAAAUUCCGAAUAAUUUAGUUUCGGCUAGCCAGAAGGAAAGAGUGUCUUAAAGGGAAAAUGAAACUUGACAACUUGAAAUAUUGCGUGGGAAGAAAAUAUUGAAACUGUAUCCAGGUUUUCGAAUCCCAGGUUUUUCAAGCGACAGUUUUCAAGGUUAUGAAAAAUAAGAUCCAGCGCCUUAUUCGAGCUAAACCAAUUUUGAUUUGAGUUUAUUAUCAUUUUCAGUCUUCCACAUUCAGAAAGGAUAAAAGUCAGUUACUCAUCGAGAGCAUUCAUAUCCCGGAAUGCUUAGCUUACUAAAAUUUUUUGCACACGACAAUAAGUAUGCAUAUGUCGAAUUUAAUACACUUGAAAAUCAAUAUACAGUACAAAAUUACCGUUACUAUGCGACAAAUCAGCAUCGUCUAUUUGCGCAACCUCAGGAAAAUGAGCUAAUCAAUACAUUUUUUUCGCUUUCGCAACUGCGGCACGUAUGAGUUUUGUUGUAAUUUUUCGACGAAGGCCACCAAGGGAAUGAAAAGUAAUCAUUGACAUCCUCCCAGAAUCAGAAUCUGUUGUUAAUUCAUGUAUGCAUGGUGUUCCACAGUUAUGAAGAAAAAAAUUUAUACAAGCCAUGUUCUGUGUUUUCUAAGGCUGUGUCCACACUCAUGAUACCGGAUAGCUUUUGCGCCGCCAUGAAAACCAGAUAGGGCUUUUGUUCACACUUAAGAACGGUGAUUUCAGCGCGAUUUCUGUAACGAAACGAAGCUGCGCUGUGCCGAUCUCUAACGUGGAAAGUCACAUAUUGGAUAGGUGUUCAUACUAUGCCGGAAAGCUUUUGUGCUGGCACGAAAACCAGAUAGGGCUUUUGUUCACUCUUAAGAACGGUGAUUUCGGCGCAAUUUUUAUAACGAAGCGAAGCUACGACGCACUGAUCUCUAAAGUGGAGAGUCACAUAUCGGAUAUAGUUUUCGACAGCUUUUCGUCUCGGCAUAAAAAGUUAUCCGCUAUUGUGUGAAUAUAGCCUGCGAUUUUUUUCUCUAAUUAGUUGAAACAGAAAUGAAGAUUCCGCUGCUUAAGGGGAGUAAAGUCGGACACCAUACAAAUUUUGGACCAAAAAAUAACAACGGCUGCCAAGUUCGGAACCACUGGGAAAAAUUAACAUGCUUGUCUACCUACAUAUUGAGUCCUGUAUUAAUCCUUCGCUGUGACAAGAAAAAAUGAAGUUUAAGACAAUAAAGAGGAAAGCUAAUCCUCUUUAAUCGCAGUGAAAAUAUUAUCUUGUAUCUUGAAAGUCAAUCAUUUAUUGACUCGUCUUUCUAAUUUAAAUCAGUAAAUUAAGCUGCUAAGAUUAGCUAAAAUUAGCAGCUUGUUGAAUAAAUUAUUCACGAGACUAUAGAACAACAGUAACAACACGACACAGGCCGGGCAAAUCUCGAGAGACAAUUGGUUCGAUUUCUUAGAGGCUUUUGACCUUCUCCGCAGCGUUGUCGCAGUAUUUUUCUGCGAUACUGGUAUCGGCCUUAUGGUAACAACACAGGUACCCCACGCUCACAAGCGAGCCUUAAAUAACGAUCGCUAAAGUCCCCAUACAAACCCUUAUGUUUCUGUUAUGCAACAGCGCUUCUCAUUCGUGAGCUUGGGGCAGCUGUGCCAAGAAAGGAUUUUUCCCAGGGCCUCUCCUGACCUUCGGUGGAGAGUAACUGGGGAAGAAGAAUUGAAUAAAAACAUGGACUCACAUUAGAAAGGCCAACUCUCAAGCCCAAAACUGAAAAUCGAACUGAAAUUCGUAAUUCAAUUUGUACUUCGUUCAAGUUAAACUCGAAAUCUGCCGUUCUAGGUUCCUUUACUAAAAGUUCCCUCAGUAAAACGUAAUGCUCUGACAAAACAUUUUUUUCUCUUACCUUGUUCCAGGGUUUAUAGACUGUCAGUUGCCCAUGGCUGUGCCAACAGGACGAGAUAUGACCUGGCUCCAGACAGGAUGGGAACAAAAUCAGGGCCGUUCUAGUCACAUAAGGCACUAUCGUCCGCCAGCACCAAACGAUAAAGGAGCCAGUAGAAAUUCGCUUCUGCAAUGCAACAAAAUGUCCGUCAAAAUCAGACAAAUUGACGACAAAGCUCAGCAAAUACGCUUUAAAUACGGAAAGAGCAAUCUUGAACGGAAUUUUAAGAAAGGAGUGGACCUAACUCCGUUUGUUACUAAAGUGCAGAUUAGAAAGAUGAAAGAACGAGACGGGGUCAAACCAGUAAGAGCUACAUCGGAGAGUGGAAGAGUUCGUUUUGCUACGGACAGCGACAAAAAGCAAUCGGACGAAAAUACUACCGAUAAAAACACUAUUUCAAGUCACGCUGGAAUCGAAAAUGAUGCUGAAACUAAUGAAGAAAAUACAAAAGAUGAAGGCACUUUUACUGAGGAUAUAAUAGCCGUUCACGUGGAAACAAACACAGACAAAACUAAUUAUCUUUAUCCGCCUGAGAUAUCCGAAAAAGAUCGCGAAGACGUCCAAAAUGUUAUUAAAACUCUAUCCCGCAGAUUCCGAAAUCCUAUCGAGGCAUCCCGAGGGAAAAUUCCUACGGCAAGACCCACGGCAGCCUUUGCUAAGCCCACAAAAGGCGAAAUAGCAUUAAGCAUUAAAGGACCGAUAUUGCUUGCGCCCGUUUCUAAAACUGCCAUAGCAACGGCGCAGGCAAGCGACAGACUGAGUCGACUGGAGGAUACGAGAUCGCCGCCCGAAUUUGCGGGCUCAAGAAAUGGCCGAGCUCGCCCUCGACCUAUUUCUUCGGUCAGCGACAGUGUUAUCAUAACCGGAAGGAACAUACACGCGUCUGGGAGAUGGUUAGGAAGUGAGCAUGCGCUCAAUAGCUCGCUCAACCAGAAUAACCGCCUAUGCCAUUCGUGUAAUGAACAACGCAGUGCACGUUUUGACUCAAGCAUAGCCAAGCAGAGGGCGAAAAGUGCCCUGUGCGGGAGGAUAAAUGAACGAAGAAAAAGCGAGGGUUGUGCUCCCCACAUGUUUCACCAAAGCCCAGUAAAAGCGCAAGGUAAAACUGUAGGAAAUGUUGCGCUGAGCCCUAAGCGACGCCAAAAGAUGCGCAGUGGAAUGAUGUCUCCGUUUGAACUGCAAGUUCACUUGGAUCAGCUAAAAUCUUGUGACUUUGGCUCCCCAGUUCCCCCGCCUUCACUGUCGAACUCAGACGAUGAAGAGAUCAUCAUGUCAUAGUCAGAGUACUUCAUUGCAGUAAAAAUACUUCCUGGCAAUAUGUGGUUCAGGUCUGGCCCUCUUCCUGUCACGUAACGAUGCGCUAUCAGUAGAGAGAGUCUAGAGACAAUAGUCAGCGCAUGCCCAAGAUAAACUCAUGGCAGUAGACAUCUUAGCCCUCGCCUUGUGCGUUUCACACAGCUGUCAUAAAAUGGUGCGAAAUAAAAGAGUCCUGACUAAAAUAUAAUCAAGUAAAUCAAUAAAUACGCGAUCGUACUACUUAGAAACAUUUUUUCUAUGAUUUUGCCUCACGGAAGGGCCAAGAAGGGUGACACUGCGGUCAAUCUGCGGGUCCCAGUUGCGACCCUUUUGUUCUAUACUUAGAAUCACUGCCCGUUCCGCUGGACAAGGGUAGCGAAGAUUCUGAGGACGGGAUUGGUCAGCGGACUUUGCAUUUCAGACCACGUGAUAUUAUAUUCUGGAAAACUUUUCAUUGAAGAAGUCCAGUUUCAAGUUCCCCGACCGCUUAAUAGAAGCGGUGAAGACCAAUUUUUACAGGGUUAGCUUCAAUCUGAAGCGAAUACAUACACAAAUUCCAGCGCGACGACCUGUUUGCAACUCUGUCUAUUGUUUAAUUUCAAAUUCAGGUCAUCUCGCUGAUGGUAUUUGUGGCAAUUUUACUUUAAGUCGAGGCUGACCAUGUAUAAUUGGUCAUUAGAGUCUGUAUUAAGCGGAAAUAUCGAAAACGACUAUUUAACUCUAUUUACGGGUAUAUAAAUACAUAAGUUCGACAAAGACAAAAUAAAAUAUCCAUUGAGAACAUCCCGUGACCUAAAACAAAAAGGGUACGCAAUACCGAUAGAGUCAA
Porites lobata is the source of this 8810-nucleotide messenger RNA. The record is from the annotation of a GenBank genome assembly. Lineage: Eukaryota; Metazoa; Cnidaria; Anthozoa; Scleractinia; Poritidae.